AUUUGCUGACCUCUUGAACCUGGAAAAGUAAAUAUGGACGUCCACGAAAACAACAGACCAAAACAAAUGUGUUUGGUGUGAUUGUAUGGUCAAAGUUUAAUGUUAUUGACUAUGACUUCGUCAUCAAAUGAAACAGUUUCAAAAGAAGACAUUCACGCAUUGUUAGAACAUAGUGUCAAAAACACGCAUAAAGUGAAAGAUGGAGACAUCAAGGGAGAUUUCAUCAUGGAAAAGUGUCUGUUGUUGUUUUCUAAAGAUUACAAAUAUUCUGUGAUAACUAAUUUUAGCGGAGAACUGUGCGGACAUUAUCCUUCCAAAAUCAUAUUAUUAGAAUACCAGUUAACUGAAGGUGACCAGAAAAAAGAUAAUUUUCAUGGAGUUGAGAGUGUAUAUGACACAACUCAGAUGAGAGAAUUAAUUAAACAAGCAAGAUAUGCCAGAUGUAGAUCUAGAUUUGCUGUGCCUGUUAUUAUGUAUGAGGGAAAGCAUGUAUGUAGAUCUGCUACAUUGGCUAGUGGUGCAGAGAUGUAUGGUAGAUCCGGUUUAGAUUUCCUCUUCUCAGGUCCUGAGGCAAGCUUAGGGCCCAUGUCUAGUCCAGAGGAGGAAGAACCAGAGCUGCAGAUGUUUGACAGACUACGUGGACAAGAUAAGAAGUUAUUAAAAAAUCUCUCUGUAAAAUACAUCUGUGAUUUAAUGGUAGAAAAGAAAAAAGUCAAAUUUGGAAUGAACGUUACUUCAUCAGAAAAAGUGGACAAAGAGAACAGAUAUGCAGAUUUCCAUAUUUUAACCACACCAUAUCCAGGUUGUGAAUUCUUCAAGGAAUGGAAGGAUAACAGCUAUACAGGGGAGACAAUGAUGUUUGACUGGAGUCAGGAUUUUGUGGAUGCAGUGUUAGAUGUACCAAAUGAUCCAUUGUUUGCACAGUUAGGUUUAGAUUGGACAAAGUACAGAAACUGGGAUAUUAUGCAAUUAACACAGAAUUAUUUAUUAUUACUGUUACAUAUUUUAAAAGAAGGAGACAGUGGUUUAUUAGUACAUUGUAUAUCUGGCUGGGACAGAACUCCAAUGUUCAUAUCACUCCUGCGUCUUUCAUUAUGGGCUGAUGGAAUUAUUCAUGCUUCCCUCACGCCCACGGAAAUAUUAUACCUCACACUUGCCUAUGAUUGGUACUUGUUUGGACACAAUCUUCCAGACAGGGUCCAUAAAGGAGAAGAGAUUUUAUUUUUCUGUUUUAAUUUUCUGACUCACAUUGCAUCAGAUGAUUUUUCUGCAGUCAAGAAAAGAGAACCAAAACAUGUUUCUAGGAAUGUUUCAAGACACAAUUCAGAGUGCAAUAUAGAGGGUGUUUUAUUAGAUAAUGAUCCUCGACGACUAAGUUAUCGAGGUAGUAACACAAGUAUAAGUAGCAUUGGAAGCAGUAGUAUAGAGGGCGCUCCUACAUUUUUCUCAACCAAUGAAUCUGAUGACGAUUCGGUCAAAACAAAUGGGAAUCCUAGUAUGAUGAUUGGUCCACAAUCAAGACAUAAAUUGCCUGUAGAAAGUCCCAUCCAUUUUAACAUCAGUCAUUACAACAAUACACCAUCAUCAUCUAGUCCAAUGGCAGUACCAAAUAAUCUCAGAAAAUACUCAACCAUGUCAACAGGCUCUCCUGCAUGUGGAAGUUGGCAAGUAGUAUCCAGUACAGGCAGUCUGAGGGGACUUGUAUCAUCACAUGAUUCUCCAUUGUCAGACAGUAACAGUAGUGGUGGUCAUGGUUCAAGUCGGCCGAGCUCAUGUCAAGAAGCCACAGAGACUGUAAUCCCAGAAAGCCAAAGGUGGAACAAACUUGACUCUGUUAGAAGAAUAUUUCAUAAUGCAUAUACAAACAAAAUCAUUGCUUCCAACGGCAAAAAGGGAGGCAUAUCAAAUUUGUUGGACCAGUUCGCUGAAAAAGUUGGAUUUAAGUCUGGGAAAACUUGAAACCAUAGACAAUGAUAAGACAAUUUACAACAAAACCAAUUGUGAUAAAAAAGAAAAUAAUAUAUAAAAUUUAAAGGGAGUAA
Molecule: messenger RNA, 2042 nt
Organism: Mytilus californianus (California mussel)
Lineage: Eukaryota; Metazoa; Mollusca; Bivalvia; Mytilida; Mytilidae
Product: myotubularin-related protein 14-like
Exons: 18
Coding region: 100-1959 (619 amino acids)
Biological process (GO): dephosphorylation
Molecular function (GO): phosphatidylinositol-3-phosphate phosphatase activity
Source: RefSeq, a predicted model, not a curated record